AUGACAAUCAUCGAGAACUCCGUCAGUCAAAAAAAACUUUGUAUUUAUGUUUGUUCAGUAACCGUAGAAACAUCAACAACAGUUAAAACACAAAAAUCAACAGCACUUCUACAUGAUAUAUCAUAUCCGUUUUAUCAAAGUACAUUACAACUGAAUUCAGAAUUUUACAUUUUAAUUCCCACACUUAUCGUAAAUGGCUUCAAGAAGGUUACAUUUUUGAAUCACGCGCCUCGCAGCGUUAAUGCAAAUCAUACAACAUACGCACGCACACACAUGUACGCAACAUUAGCAAAUAUCUCAUUAUUUACUUUAUGUCGAGCACUUUAUCAUCAACAUCAUCAUGAUUCCAUCAUCCCUUCAGAUUCAACAUGA
This is a messenger RNA of Clunio marinus, 372 nucleotides long. The record is from the annotation of a GenBank genome assembly. Lineage: Eukaryota; Metazoa; Arthropoda; Insecta; Diptera; Chironomidae.